AUGCCUGCCCCGGCCCUGGCCGCUGAGCGGCCAGCUCGAGAGCAGGGACAGGAGAGCCUUUGCCGUAGUUUAUCAUCAGCUGCUAUCGGCCAGGCAGCUUAUAAACAACAGAACUGGAAUUCCCACCGUUCUGGAGGCUGGAGGCCCCAGGGCCAGGCGCUGGCAGAUCUGAGUCAGGCUUUCGCCAACCCCGAGGAUGCCCUGAGGCACGGGGGCCCCCAGUAUUGCCGGGAUGACCAUGACGUGGACCGCUGCCUCAGAGCCCACCGGAACGACAUGUAGACCAUCUACCCGUUCCUGUUCCUGGGGCUGGUCUACUCCUUCCUGCAGCCCAACCCCUUGGUGGCCCGGGUGCACUUCCUGCUCGUCUUCCUGGGCCGCGUGGUGCACACCGUCGCCUACCUGGGGAAGCUGCGCGCGCCCAUCCGCUCCCUGGCCUACACGCUGGCCCAGCUGCCCUGCGCCUCCAUGGCCCUGCAGAUCGUCUGGGAGGCAGCCCGCCACCUGUGACCGGCAGCGGACACCUCCGCGCCAGCCGCUGGCCGCCAGCCACCGGGGCCCGGACUUGGGGAACCGGGCGUCCCUUCGAGAUGGGGAUGGGCCCCGGGCCUGGCUUCCGGCAGCCUGCUGGGCGUGGGCUCCUGGCCCAGUGGCCCGUGUGUGUGUCCCUUGGAUUCCUGGGUGAAGUGGCCAAUUGACACUGUUUGGAGACGGCUGUCAAGAUUGAUAGUUGCUCAGCCGGCGUGGCUCAGUGAUUGAGCAUCAGUCUCUGAACCAGGAGGUCACGGUUCGAUUCCCGGUCAGGGCACAUGCCCGGGUUGCUGGUUCGAUCCCCAGUGGGGGGCGUGCAGGAGGCAGCCGAUCAAUGAUUCUCUCUCAUCAUUGGUUUUCUAUC
Molecule: messenger RNA, 895 nt
Organism: Myotis lucifugus (little brown bat)
Lineage: Eukaryota; Metazoa; Chordata; Mammalia; Chiroptera; Vespertilionidae
Gene: PTGES
Product: prostaglandin E synthase
Exons: 4
Biological process (GO): prostaglandin biosynthetic process
Cellular component (GO): membrane
Molecular function (GO): prostaglandin-E synthase activity
Source: RefSeq, a predicted model, not a curated record